AUGGCGAUGCGCCAAAAGGGAGACGAAUCUCUAAAGGAUUAUGUGAUCUGGUUCAACCAAGCAAAACUCAUGGUUGAUAACCCGACCAAGGAGAUGGUUUAUGCCGCUCUUUACCAAGGAUUACGGGUGGAAGGGCCUCUCAUGUCCGAGAUUGCUCUCAAUCAUCCUGAGAAUCUGGCCGAUCUCACGGACGUGAUUGAGAAGUACGUAAAUCAAGAGAAAAUCCUUGCGGCUCUGAGGGAGUCCCAUAAACAAAAGAUUGCGGAGUCGAGUAAUCCCGGGAAGAAGGAAAAAGCCCGGAAGGAAGAAAAGUGGACCGAAACAAAAAAGGAGCCUACAAAGUAUUACCAGUUUUCCAUAGAUGAGUGGACUCCUCUGAACUCUCCAAUUAAUGAGGUGCUGAUGGAGAUCAAGAGGGACCCGCAAUACGAGAAGCCUUACCCGCUUCACAACAAAUACGGCCAGCCUCGGCAGAAUCAGGAGUCUCGCGAGCAUCAAGACAAAGAACCAAGACACAGAGAUCGCUCCCCUCAGAAGCACCUGGAAGUUCGCCGAGACAGAAGGAGGGAGGAACCCCUUCGGGAAGAGCCUCGACAGAAUAGAAGCAACAGCAGAGGCACACGGGGUCAUGACCCACGUAAUGAACCGGUUAUCGCCGAUAUCCGAACUAUAUCCGGGGGCUUCGGUGGAGGCAUAGAAAAGAGUGCAGAUAGAAAAGCCUAUGCUCGGCACCAGAAGUAUCAAGAGAUUAUGACUGUAGAGAGACCCCGCAAAUCACACCGAAGGGAGUCCAUGGUGGUGGGGUUUUCAGAUGAAGAUUAUGCGGGAGUCUCGCUCCCUCAUACCGACGCAAUCGUGGUCACGCUACAAGUAGCUAACCACCGAAUUCACCGAAUGUUUGUCGAUAACGGAAGCUCGGCCGAUAUCCUAUAUUGGUCGGCCUUUCAGCACAUGGAGAUUAGCCCGGAAAAGGUGAUCCUGGCUACCUGCCAUUUGGUGGGGUUUGCUGGGGAGCAAGUCUAA
Molecule: messenger RNA, 1023 nt
Organism: Alnus glutinosa
Lineage: Eukaryota; Viridiplantae; Streptophyta; Magnoliopsida; Fagales; Betulaceae
Exons: 2
Coding region: 1-1023 (340 amino acids)
Source: RefSeq, a predicted model, not a curated record